Molecule: messenger RNA, 1786 nt
Organism: Aedes albopictus (Asian tiger mosquito)
Lineage: Eukaryota; Metazoa; Arthropoda; Insecta; Diptera; Culicidae
Product: ras-related and estrogen-regulated growth inhibitor
Exons: 7
Coding region: 703-1338 (211 amino acids)
Molecular function (GO): GTPase activity; GTP binding
Source: RefSeq, a predicted model, not a curated record
GCGAUCGCGCCGGUCGUACUUUUUGCAUGGCAUGCGCUACCCGCCACGCUUGUGUACAGAGAGAAGUUGAAUUGAUUCAGUGUCGGUGUUUAAGACCUCAUGGAAAAGACGGUCGAAUAAAUGAUACAACUCGGUGCAGUGUUAGUGUUAAAGAAAAUUUGAUAAAAAAAAUCGGUUGACAAACCCUGAAACAAUUGUUCUGAAACGUGAGUAAACUGUUUAAGUUUUAUGGUAUGAUGUUUCAAAAGUGGCAGCUUCAGUACAUCAGGUGCAGCGCAUCGAUUUAUCCAUUCUGCUUAACCAGUCGGUAGGUAGGUAUUCACGUUUGGUAGCAGAAAUGAAGCGAUAAAGUAAUCAGCAAAGUGAAAAAAAAAACUUACACCAAACCAGACACUCAUUAAAAACAAAUAAAAUGAUAAGUGCGCAAACAGUGAGCUGAGCGAGUGCAUAAACACCGACCGACCGCGCAUGCACAAUUUAUGCGCGACAGCCCAGCAGAUAUCCAUGAGACAAGAAAACGAAAUUCGUGACGUUCCGUGGCAAAAGGAAAGCAAAAGUCGGAGAAAUGGUUCCCUGCUGGGGCAGCAGUAGCAGCAGCAGCAACAACACUUGUCACGACAUCGGGAUCCAGUAGAAGUUCCCCUACUCGCCCACUAGCACCCUCAACCAGAUGAAACUUCGCACGCCAAAGCACAACGAAAAAUGACAAACCUAAACAAACUCAAGGUGGUCGUCAUUGGCAGCUCCAAAGUGGGAAAAUCAGCCGUCACCGUGCGAUACCUAACGAAACGUUACAUUGGAGAAUACAGCUCUUCAAGAGAUUUCGUCUACCGACACAGCGUCAUCUACGAUAAUGUCACGACUGAGGUGGAAAUUCUGGACACCUCCAAAUGCGACAAACGGGGCUGCUUGUACGAGCACCUCCGCUGGGGCGACGCGUUCGUCGUGGUGUACUCCAUCUGUGAUAAGGCCAGCUUCGAGGAGGCCGCCGACUACCUGCAGCAGCUGACCAAGCUCAAGCUGCCGUCCUACUACACGAUCCUGCUGCUCGGGAACAAGAGCGACCUCGAUCAUGCAAGGGAAAUCUCCGUCAACGACGGCCAGGAGCUGUCCUUCCGCUACUCGUGCCAGUUCUACGAAGUCUCGGCGGCGGAGAACUUUGCCGGCGUCUCACUGGCCUUCCAGUCGCUCAUCCGUGAGGCCCGCUCGACCCAACUGUUCCGGGCGCUUCCCCUCCGCCGGAAACUGGGCGUCAACAGCGUUUCGAAGGCGCUCGGUAACAUCUUCGGCAAAAACAGCAAAGGCGAACGGAAGAAGAGGCCCUCGCUCAGCAUAUGACGUCCAGCAUCGACGACGGCGGCGAUGGUGGACCUCGACGAUUCGAGAAGUAUUUUGUAAAUAGACAACUUUUGAGCAACUGUACAACAAAUAGUCGGUAGGAUUCUAGACGUUAAGAGACUAUUGUUUAGUUAUAGGUAUAAGACAAUUUCCUUUAUAAGCUAGCAACCAUUCCCGGACGGAGUUGUAAAAUAUGUCAUUUUUACGGACAAGAUAUUGUAAAUAGCUCAAACCCUUGAGAAAAAGUUUUAAUUUUACGUGUAAGUGAUGUAAAAACAAACGAUUAACAAAUAGUUGUUAGCAGCAAGCUGAACCCAUGAACAAAUCGAUUUUAUUUUAUUUUAUGGACACGUGACGUUCCUAUUUGUGUUAGUUUGUAAGUGCGCGCACUGUACUUUUGAGACUUUUGAAACAAAAUUUGAACCUGAAUAAAACAGAACGAAUUGGA